Molecule: messenger RNA, 369 nt
Organism: Clunio marinus
Lineage: Eukaryota; Metazoa; Arthropoda; Insecta; Diptera; Chironomidae
Source: the annotation of a GenBank genome assembly
AUGUCACGCAUCAACACAGCGGAAAGACAGAAAAAAAUGCGUAAGAAAGUAAUUGCUUGUAUAAGGCAGCAAACACGCAUGAAGAUUAAUGAAUACAAAAUGAACAUCUAUGAAGUUUUUUUAAGCUGCGGCUUAAGUUUGUUGCGAUGUCAAAAAUCUAAUUUAUAUUUCACCUUCCCAUUGACCGGCAACGGCUAUCGAAUUGAAAUCUGCAUUCGACAUCUGCAGCUGUAUACAGAGGUGGCUAACAUCACGGAUAUGAGAGCUAAACAUUAUGACAUGACGCUUAUUUUAUUACUGAUGGCCAAAGAAUAUCGCAUGAUAGAUUUCGACUAUAAAUGGUGGACAGAAAUGUGCGUAGAUACGUAA